This is a messenger RNA of Vollenhovia emeryi, 1384 nucleotides long. RefSeq lists its product as uncharacterized. The transcript is spliced from 6 exons. The coding region runs from base 1 to 1272 and encodes 423 amino acids. NCBI's taxonomy places the organism in Eukaryota, Metazoa, Arthropoda, Insecta, Hymenoptera, Formicidae. The record is from RefSeq and is a predicted model, not a curated record.
AUGCGGCACUGUAGAGUAAGAGAGAAAGAGCGAAAAGAAGAAACAGCUAAAGAGCUGGAGAGUUACGAAGCUUACGUACACUAUGUUGUUCUUUAUAACUUUUGCGCUGAUACACCAAUCGAUCGAAUCGAAGAAAGUGGUGAUACACGUCCCUUAUCGGGUGAAGAAUGUGAAACAUACGCACACGAUCUACAAGAUAGUUGCACACCAUCGCGAAGGGAAACACAAAACCGCAUCAGUUACGGAUCGGCAGAUGAAGCAUAUCACCGGAAAGAUACAGCGAAAGUGAUCAUCAGCCGUGAACUGCAUCACGGUAUUGUAUCGCUUUGCAAGAUUCGCUUCGAUGAAACGAAGAUGGCAUAUAAAUGGCGAUUCGCUGUCAGUGAUAUCAAACGACAAUUGGCUGCCAACAAUCGCGUUUGCGAUCGCGGUUACGACGACUCGACAAUAAAUCAUGAGGAUCAUUAUCAGUCUGCUUUUCAUUCUGUCGAACGGGGCGUUCAACAGCGGAAGCGCCAAGGAGCACUUUUUUUUACCUUCUUUAUUUCACUCAGAGCUUUCAUUUUUAACAGUGUGCACUUCAAGAUCCACGUGCCCGAAAUAAUAAAACAUCAGAUUCAUACGAAAACAGUGUUCAUCCAUAUUCACAAGCCGGAUAUCUCGACGGCGCCGAAGAAGUCCAAGCCCAAGGAAGAAGCGCCAAAGAAGAAGAAGACCUAUCACAAAGAAUCGCAUCACGAAAAUUGGAGCUCCUGGAGUAAUUACGGCUACCACGACGACAAAUCGGACAACGAUGUGCCCAAGAAUCAAAAGGAUCACAAGGACGACGACGUCCACAAAGAGAUGGCUCAUAAGGACAAUCCCUUUGCUCAGUAUCACAGGGAUUCUUACAUGCCCGUGUUGCAACACGAUGACAAAUCCGAUCACUCAAAGGGCCGACACGGCGACACAAUGGGGUACUCGUAUCCGCCGCAAUACGCAGUGACGGAGGACGUCAAGGAGAUAGAUAAUAACGACAUCGGACCCUAUAUGCACACGUAUGAGGAGGGUUACCACAAGGGAGGCGAGUCCGCUAACGGGCACAUUUAUUCGGGCGACGUGACGAAAUUUUACGACGACAAACAUGAGGAGGGCGAUCACUCCGUUGAAGAGUAUAAGAAUGAGUCAAAGGAGAAAACCCAUGCAGGCCGUUACUUCGUCGACGAUUCUGAAUUCCAGCACAAUAAUAAAGCGGAGAAGCGCGUGCCCUCCAGAAUUCGUACGCGGUCGUAAGGAAUGACGGAGGGACACGAAUAUAAAGAUAAAUCGUGCCAAUGAUAGAGACAUUAACUCUGCGUUCCCCGGCGAGAACUAUUGGAAAAUUACAAAAGGCGAUGGCAAAUUU